AUGGAGACCCCCGAGAGCGGCACCGGCUGGGGAUGGAGACCCCCGGUACCGGUGAUAGGAGGGGAUGGAGGUUCGGUACCGGCACCGGGACCGGCAGGGAGGGACCUGGCGGAGGUGGAGGUGCCGUCCGAUCCCAGUCCCAGUUCUGGUUCUGAUCAUGGUUCCGAUCCCGAUCCCAGUCCCAAUCCCGGCUCUGAUCCCAGUCCCAAUCCCAGUUCUGAUCCCUGUCCCAAUCCCGGCUCUGAUCCCAGUCCCAAUCCCGGCUCUGAUCCCUGUCCCAAUCCCAUUUCUGAUUUGGGUCCCAAUCCCGGUUCUGACCAGGAACUUCCAUUCCCUCCAGUCCCAAUUCCGGUUCUGAUCCUGGUCCCAGUCCCAAUCCCAGUCCCAGUCCCAGUUCUGAUUCCAGUCCCGGUUCUGAUUCCAAUCCCGGUGUCAGUCCCGGUCCCGAUCCCGGUUCCGAUUCCAAUCCCAGUCCCAGUCCCGGUUCUGAUUCCAGUCCCCAUCCCGGCCCCAUCCCGUUCCAAAUCUUCGCCCCAUCCCAGUCCUGGUCCUGGUCCCAGUGCUGGUUCUGAUCCUGCUCCUGGUCCUGAUCCCGAUCCCAGUCCCAGUUCCAAUCCCAGUCCCAGUUCCAAUCCCAGUCCCGGUUCUGAUCCCAGUCCCAUUUCUGAUCCCAGCCCCGGUUCUGAUCCCGGUCCCAGUUCUGAUCCCAGCCCCGGUUCUGAUCCCGAUCCCAGCCCCGGUUCUGAUCCCAGUCCUGGUUCUGAUCCCAGUUCCGGUUCUGAUCCCGAUCCCAGUUCUGAUCCCAGCCCCGGUUCUGAUCCCAGUUCCGGUUCUGAUCCCAUUCCCGGUUCUGAUCCCAGUCCUGGUUCUGAUCCCAGUUCCGGUUCUGAUCCCGAUCCCAGUCCCAGUUCUGAUCCCAGUCCUGGUUCUGAUCCUGAUCCCUGUCCCAGCUCUGAUCCCAGCCCCGGUUCUGAUCCCAGUUCUGGUUCUGAUCCCGAUCCCAGCCCCGGUUCUGAUCCCAGUCCUGGUUCUGAUCCCAGUUCCGGUUCUGAUCCCGAUCCCAGUUCUGAUCCCAGCCCCGGUUCUGAUCCCAGUCCUGGUUCUGAUCCUGAUCCCGAUCCCAGUUCUGAUCCCAGUCCUGGUUCUGAUCCCAGUUCCGGUUCUGAUCCCGAUCCCAGUCCCAGUUCUGAUCCCAGUCCUGGUUCUGAUCCCAGUCCUGGUUCUGAUCCCAGCCCCAGUUCUGAUCCUGAUCCCAGUCCCGGUUCUGAUCCCAGUUCCGGUUCUGAUCCCGAUCCCAGCCCCGGUUCUGAUCCCAGUCCCGGUUCUGAUCCCAGUUCCGGUUCUGAUCCCGAUCCCAGUCCCAGUUCUGAUCCCAGUCCUGGUUCUGAUCCCAGUUCCGGUUCUGAUCCCGAUCCCAGUUCCGGUUCUGAUCCCGAUCCCAGUCCCAGUUCUGAUCCCAGUCCUGGUUCUGAUCCCAGUUCCGGUUCUGAUCCCGAUCCCAGUUCCGGUUCUGAUCCCGAUCCCAGCCCCGGUUCUGAUCCCAGUCCUGGUUCUGAUCCCAGUUCCGGUUCUGAUCCCGAUCCCUGUCCCAGCUCUGAUCCCUGUCCCAGUUCUGAUCCCAGUCCCAGUUCUGAUCCCAGUCCCAGUUCUGAUCCCAGCCCCAGUUCUGAUCCUGAUCCCAGUCCCGGUUCUGAUCCCAGCCCCAGCUCUGAUCCCAGCCCCGGUUCUGAUCCCAGUCCUGGUUCUGAUCCCAGCCCCAGUUCUGAUCCUGAUCCCAGUCCCGGUUCUGACCCCGGUCCCGGUGCCAGUUCCCAUUCCAGUCCCCAUCCCGGUUCUGAUCUCAGUUCCAAUCCCAGCCCCGUCUCGGUUCUGAUUCUGAUCCUGAUCCCGGUCCCGGUUCUGAGCCCAGUCCCCGUCUCAGUCCCAGUCCUGCUCCCAGUCCCAGUUACGACUCUGGUUCUGAUCUCGGUCUUGGUCUCAGUAUCAAUCCCGGUUCUGAUCCCAGUCUCAGUUCUGAUCUCACUGCUGAUCCUGGUCUCAGUCUCAGUCCCGAUCCCAAUCCCCAUCCCGGUCUCGGUUCCCAUCCUGGUCUCAGUCUCAAUCCCAGUUCCAACCUGGUCCCGGUCCCAAUUCUGGUUCCAGUUUUGGUCCUAAUCCCAGUCCCAAUCUUGGUCCCAAUCCCAGUCCUGGUCCCGAUCCCUGUCCCAGUCCCAGACCCGGUCCUGGUUCCAGUCCCGGUUCUGAUCCCAGUCUCGGUCCCAGUCCUUGUUCCAAUCCCAGUCCCAGUCUCAAUCUGGGUCCUA
This is a messenger RNA of Passer domesticus (house sparrow), 2303 nucleotides long. RefSeq names its product cell surface glycoprotein 1-like. The transcript is spliced from 2 exons. The record is from RefSeq and is a predicted model, not a curated record. Lineage: Eukaryota; Metazoa; Chordata; Aves; Passeriformes; Passeridae. The coding region runs from base 1 to 2154 and encodes 717 amino acids.